Messenger RNA from Pantherophis guttatus, 968 nucleotides. NCBI's taxonomy places the organism in Eukaryota, Metazoa, Chordata, Lepidosauria, Squamata, Colubridae. The record is from RefSeq and is a predicted model, not a curated record.
UGGCACGUCAUUCCCUUUGACCCAGGAUCUCUCAGGGAGCUAAAAAUGCUUUUCUCACUCUUUUUAAAAAAUUGGUUUAGCUUCUUACAAAAUUAAAAAUGAGUGUUAAAAAUAUUUUUUCUUCUACUUUGCCCUCAACACUCUCUUCUGUUUACUCCAUUAUUGCUUCAACUUUGGGAAUUACUAUUGCCACAUACUUUGUUGUCAAUCUCUCCUGAGUUUCCUCUUAUACAAGCUGUGACAAUAAAAUCCAGUAGCCACACUGGCGAAGUCAGACAUCCUCCUCUGAGAAGCUGCAGCAAUGAAGGCCCUAUCGCUCACUCUCCUCUUCCUCCUCAUUGCAGCCAAUGAAGCCAAAGUAUUUACCAAAUGUGAACUGGCUUCACGUCUGAAAAAUGAGGGCAUGGAUGGAUAUCAUGACUACAAAUUGGACAACUGGAUCUGUAUGGCCUAUCAUGAGAGCAGAUACAACACCCGAGCUGUGGGACCACCAAACUCGGAUGGCAGUCGCGACUAUGGGAUUUUCCAGAUAAACAGCCGCUGGUGGUGCAAUAAUACCCAGGGCCCUACAGCUAAUGGCUGUGAUACGGCUUGCACUGCUUUCACAACUGAUGACAUCACAGAUGAUAUUAUUUGUGCUAAGAGAAUUGUGCGUGAUCCCCAAAAAAUGGAUGCCUGGGUUGCCUGGAGGAACCACUGCAAAGGAAGAGAUCUGUCAGAAUGGACUCGUGACUGCCGGCUCUGAGAUGGAUGAUCCUGCAUUUCUCUUCUGUAUUUCUCUUCCUCCUCCUGUGAUGAAAAUGAUACUACUUCUUAUACCGUAUAACCAAUCUUUCACAAUUCAAUGUGAUGCGUGUACCCCAGAAGUUGGGAAGAACAAGUUUCUUUGCAUACAAAUGAUGAUUUUAAAUCUCUUUUAAACUCUUCAAAUAUUGCUUGAAAAUGUUCAAUAAAAUGAAUAUUCUGCA